Corythoichthys intestinalis (scribbled pipefish) is the source of this 6338-nucleotide messenger RNA. It is a transcript of the gene rwdd2b, whose product is annotated as RWD domain containing 2B. Gene Ontology annotation, molecular function: protein binding. The coding region runs from base 1318 to 2199 and encodes 293 amino acids. The record is from RefSeq and is a predicted model, not a curated record. The transcript is spliced from 4 exons. Lineage: Eukaryota; Metazoa; Chordata; Actinopteri; Syngnathiformes; Syngnathidae.
CAUACUUGCCACGGACCACGUCACGCGUUCCCUUUCGUUUCGUGUACUUUUUCCUCCGCUGGACAACUUUAAUCCAGACAUGUUAGCAACUGCUACACUCGAGUAGGCUUUGCGAGCUCAUUUGUACGCAUUCCGCGCGGGUUUGGCAAUUUAUACAGCGGCAAUUUAUACAGCGGCGAAACAUGCUAGUUGAAACGGAUAAAGAAGCGGAACGAUAAUAUAACGGCGACGGUGUUUUACACUUGACGGCACGCUUCCGGUCAGUCACGUUAGCUGCUAGCAUGUGAGAAUAAGACUCAAAACCAGUGAUUGCGCUUGGUUAAGCCUAUUUUGUACUAUUUCUUUUACGGAAAUGUGAUAUUUAUUGACACUGUGACAUCGCAUUAGGAUUUUUUUUCUUUUUUAAGUGGCGUUUGUGCGUCGCCUAAAAGGUUCCGGAGGCAAGCGUGCUAGUCGCUAGCAUGACAGGCUAUUGCUUGUUAGUUUAACAUUCACGUGACAACAGCAGUGCCAAGCUAACGCAUUGAAUAUACCAGCUAAGGUUUUUUUUUUUUCUAAAAUAUAUUUUUACGCAAAUGCGUCAUUCAAUGUUGUUUAAAAGUCCGGCGUUUGUUCGUCGCCUAAAAUGUUCCGGGGGCAAGCAUGUUAGUCGCUAGCAUGCUAGGCUAAUGCUUGUCAAAUUAACAUUGAUACCAUAUGGCAGGCGAACGCAGCGAUUGUACUGCCCGCGCGUGUUUAAGUUAUGUUUUUUUUUUUUUAUCUUGGGAUUAUGAUUUUUUUUUCUACAUUUCCGGCAUGUUCCGGCGUUAUGCGUUUUACUUUCUUGGCAUACUAGGCUAGUGCUUGGCAAUUUAACAUUGACACGAUAUGACAGGCUAACGCAGUGAUUAUACUUGGCGAGUAUUUUCUUUUGUAUUUUUCUGUAAAUACGUUAUUUAAUGUUACUUUUUAAUGGUAUUAGGAACCAUUUUUUAAAAGUCCGGUGUUUGUGCGUCACCUAAAAUAUUCCGGAGGAAAGCGUGCUGGGCGCUAGCACGCUAAGACUGUGCUCGUCAGUUUAAUAUUGAUAUGACAAUGGUAGGCUAGCGCACUUAAAAUGAAUUCAUCCAUGCCAUAAUAUAUUGCAAAUAUUUAUGGUAAUUGAUGACAUGUGCUAAUAUUUAUUUAUACAUUUUGGAUGCGUUGCCUAAAUUCUUCCGGGAGGCAACACACUCCCUGUUUUCAACGUGGACAUGUCGCAAGAAACUCCCAAAACGCCUUUAAGUCCAUUAAAAAUGAGAGGAAAACAACGACAAUAAUUUGGAUAUCAACGCUUAUAUGAGCAUGUCGUUCCGAGAACGCGCAGAAGCUCAGCUCGCAGAGCUAGAGCUGUUGACCAGCAUGUUCCCCACGCGUGAAGAACUGGAGAUAGUGGAUCAGCUGGCUCUGGCCGAGUUACGGGACUACGUGGAAGCCCAGAGCUCGUCCUUGUCGGUACAACCUCCCUCCUCCAGACCGCAGUUCGUCAUCAAGCUCAGGCUGGAGGAUGACACAGGAGACGCUGACGUGGUGGAUUUCAUUCUCUCCUGCACGUAUCCUCCUGAAUAUCCUAGUAUGGUCCCGGAGUUAACAGUCCAGUGCGGUGGAUUGAGCCGAGCCCAGCGGACGCAGCUCCACGCGGUCCUCCGCGCUCACCUCGCCGAAACCUGCUCUGGAGAAGUUUGCGUCCUGCCGGCGGUGGUGUGGCUAAAAGACAACUUGCGCACGUUCGUCGAUGCAAACUCGUCAGCGCCGCCACAGCUUGAGAGCGACGCGGCGGGCGAGUUGUUCACUCGCCUGUGGAUCUACAGCCACCACAUUUACAACAGCGCCAAGAGGAAGAACAUCUUGGAAUGGGCCAAGGAGCUCCAAUUGUCGGGUUUCAGCAUGCCGGGGAAGCCCGGGAUUGUUUGCGUGGAAGGCGCACGAGAGGCUUGCGAGGAGUUCUGGGCCAGAGUGAAGUCUCUUACCUGGAAGCGAAUCAUGAUUCGCCACCGAGAAGACCUUUCCCUCCGCGACUCGCCGGACUUGGACUCCCUUCGCAAAUUCUCCGCUUUCCAAGAAGCCGUUUUUGAGCCGCGAGGAAAACACAUGGACUUGGGCCUGCUAUAUCAGUUCUUGCGGGAGAGAGGCUGCCACGACGUCUUCCAGAUGUUUUUCGGCGUGGAGGGAAAGAGCUAGGUUAUCUUCCGCACGGGCUAAACCAGGGGUGGGCAAACCGGUCCUCGAGGGCCGCAGUGGGUCCUGGUCUUUGUUCCAACUGACCAAGCACAGAUAGUUGAACCAAUGAGGUUUCAGCAGAAAUGAGAAGCACCUGACUGCAAUUUACAGAUAGCACUUGUAAAACAGCAGAUUGGUGAAAAGGUGUCCUCUUAAUGGGUUGCAACAAAAACCCGCACCCACUGCGGCCCUUUGUGGAAUAGUUUGCCCACCCCUGGGCUAAACUAUGGUUUUGAGGGACUGAUGCAUAAAGCAUUCAAAGACUUUGUUGAACUAUUAAAAAAAAAAUCAGCCAGCUUAUAUGCAAAUAUUGUCGUUUUUCAUGUAUUUUUUAAAUAUUCUAUUCGCAACCGUAUUCCAAACCCAACAGCAAAUUGGGUAUUUUAAAUUUAAUGUAAAUUUUUUAUUGAGUAACAGGGUGCAUAUCUGAGACAUUGGUGCCUAGGGAGUUAGUUGGAUCGUCCUCAAAAUUGGUGAGACUGUUCAUGAGACAUAUGAGAUCUAAAGUUAUUAAAAAUGGUGUGUUUUCAUUCACGGGCCUGACCUGGGCGGGGUUCCAUUUUUUGGCAACAUGCAAAAUUCAGUAAAUGACUAAUAACUCCCUGAUACAAUGUUUACUCUUUUUCAUAUCUUGCAUGUAUGAGAGUCUUUAAUAUCUGACAUGUAUGUGAAGUAUCCCAGACUGAACACGACUGCAUUGAAAUAUUACCCAUUAGGCCUGGCACUCCCUGCUGGGAACAAGAAACACCUCUUUUUUUUUUUUUUUUUUUUUUACUACUAGACAGGCUUCUGGAAGGGAAAAAAAUCAAUUGACCUCAAACCUGCAUCAGGGUAACCUUAAGACGUGUGUUCAGGUGCCUGAUGAAAAAUAUUGAGGUUUCGUUGAAGUAGAGGGGUCCAAACAGGUAAGUAAAAAUGACCAUCCGCAUUUUGUCUUAGCACAAAUUUUGAACAGUCAUAACUUGGCAGAUAUACAACAUAUCUGCGCCAAACUUCCCGUGCUUUUUGAGUCGUACCCUGAAAGGUCCUGUAGGGGUCAUUUGCAUCAACCCUACAGCGCCAACAAGUGGCAACAGAAAGACUCAUUUUACCUAUACAGGUCCAGUUCGUUUCAGGUUAGUCAUUUUUGGUUACAAGAACUUUGGUUAUACUACAUUUUAAGGCCCAUGUCUCUGUUGCUGUGAUGACCCUUUGUUCAAGUAUAUUUUUUCAGGGACUUAGGCAGUUUAUAGAGCCAAGAAAUUUGGCACACUUGGUUAAAUUGGCCCAGUCCGAAGAUUCAUUUCGGUUUGGCUGUGUGGGCACAGUUCAAUAGCACCUCCUUUUUUCUUGGACCCUCUUCAAUAGUUGUUUUUCCACCUAGGUGUAUGCAUGUAUUUCUAAUCCCCAAAAAAGAGGCGCGUUUGGAGGAUGUUAGGUUCUCAUGAGAUGAUGACAGGAAGACGAUCUGCCACCACCCUGAUCUGCUUGCCGUCCAAGUUGUGCCAAAGUGGGAGGGCCCGUUCAGUCCUCCUUAUGGGCCUUGUUUCACUUAUUGUAGUUUUAAACUGAAAACAAGGGAAUUUAACUGAGUUUAAGGAGGUGUGUUUUUGCAGCGUGGGAGAGGAAGAACUCAUUUGAUUUUUCAAUUCAUUGUCUGCCAUUGACGUUAAUAGACGUCUAAUCCAUUCGAAGUGGGUGGAAUCUAUCUAGGUUGUUAUCAAGUCACCGGACUAACAGAGCCUUCUCCGCUGCCGCCCCCUCCCUUUGGAACUCACUCCCAAAACCCAUUCGUUCAUGUUCAGACCUUCCCACAUUCAAAAAACUGUUAAGAACUCACCUUUUUAAACUAGCUUUUAACUUAUAAUUAUUUUCUUGUUUUGUUCUGUCCACGUUGUUUGCUGUUUCUGUUCCUACUGUAAAGCGUCUUUGAGCAUUGGUAAAAGCGCUCAACAAAUAAAAUGUAUUAUUAUUAUUAUUAUAACAGUUUGCACUUUUAAUAGCACUACGCCUGCAGAGGCGGUUCGAUUCACUAAUGGGGAGUGUGUAUAGAUUUCAUCCAGAGAAUUAUAGAUAACAAACUCUUCAUUUUCAUUUCAAGAUAAGCUUGAAAAAUCACCCCAAUUAAAAGUUGCCCGGGCUCGAACGUGGCUGUUUUUUCUUUUUAAAGAGCAAUUCACACAGGAUGAUCAUUACCUGCGGAACUUUGCGGUAAUUGCGGGGAUCUUGAUCCUUUGAUAAUAACUUUUUUUGGUGUGAUUUUGAAGGAAAAAUUCCAGGCAAAUUAACAUUACAUCAUACCCAGUGAUAAAAAGGCUUUUAGUUGUGUUUAACCCUUUCGUGCCUAAAUUUGACACAAAAAAUAUGAAUAGUAAUUAAAAAUGUUUUUGGGAAAAUUCUAAUAUACAGUGGGGCAAAUAAGUAUUUAGUCAACCACUAAUUGUGCAAGUUCUCCCACUUGAAAAUAUUAAAGAGGCCUGUAAUUGUCAACAUGGGUAAACGUACACCAUGAGAGACAGAGUGUGGGGGGAAAAAAACAGAAAAUCACAUUGUUUGAUUUUUAAAGAAUUUAUUUGCAAAUCAUGGUGGAAAAUAAGUAUUUUGUCAAUACCAAAGGUUCAUCUCAAUACUUCAUGUACCCUUUGUUGGCAAUAACGGAGGCCAAACGUUUUCAAGCUUUUCACACACUGUUGCUGGUAUUUAGGCCCAUUCCUCCAUGCAGAUCCCCUCUAGAGCAGUGAUGUUUUGGGGCUGUCGUUGGGCAACGCGGACUUUCAACUCCCUCCACAGAUUUUCUAUGGGGUUGAGAUCUGGAGACUGGCUCAGCCACUCCACGAACUUGAAAUGCUUCUUACGAAGCCACUCCUUUGUUGCCCUGGCUGUGUUUGGGAUCAUGCUGAAAGGCAAUUUUUACAGAAAAUAAUUACAGUACAGCUGAAACAAAUGAUUAUAACAAUAUAUUUGAGAGAAAAAGCAUGUUAUUUUGCCUCAUUCAAAUCUUAAUAUCUGAACAUUUAAAUAUGUAAACUAAAGUGCAAUCACAUUCGUAAAUGAAUGGCUUGUUUUUUUAAAUGUAAAUAAACCAAUCUAUUUUGAUAAAACAACAAAAUUGCAUUAACCAUCAAAGUGAAGUCUAACUGUAACUAGUCUUGAAACAAAUCUGAAUAAGGAAAAACAUUGCAAUAAAAUAAUGCAAACUGGUUAAACUUGAGAGUAGCGGAGGCCUGUCAUGACAGAACAUCGCUUCAAUGAUAUCUGGCGCCAUCUAGCAUCGUGAAUGGGUAUACUGUCUAGACCGCGAAUAUAAGACGACCCCCUCUUUUUCAGUCUUAUUUCAAUGCAAAAAACACCGUCUUAUAUUCGGGCCAUAUACGGUACAUUUUUUGUGCAAUUUUCACACUACUUUUUGUAGGCGACAAAACUUUUUGUCUCGCCAAAAUUUGACCUUUAUAUCUUUAUCAAUUGAUAAAUCUUUUUUUAGUGAAACAAAUAUAUUUUGUACAUUCAACACCAUUAGGGAGGGUCUUAGCUUUCAUAUGAGCUAUUUCUGAAAGCAAUUGAAUCAUUAAAAGUCAGGUUAGUAGCAAAUGUUUCUGCAAAAUGGAUAAGCGACACCACUUUUGUCAGGGACUGUAUUUCCUUCCGCUUGCUCUAUAAAAGUAACAUUUACUGACCAUCACAAUGUUUUUUAUUCAUUUCUUUUAGUGUUUCUGAAUGCUGAAGAGGUGCACUUUUGAACGAAUUCUUUUUUCUUUUUUUUUCCCAAGCUUUUUAUCUGAGUUUGUUCUACAUGAUAAAAUGUCUGAGUGCUCGUCUCAGACUGGUGAUUCCAUACUUUUUGCUAGGGGUUGUAUAUGUUCAAUUCAGACAACAGUGUUAACCCAUUUAAACACCGUUUUCGAGUCACGUUUAGGCGAAGUGCCUGUUUUAGCCAGUAGAUGGCAGCGUUUACAAGCUCAGUGCUUUCAAUUUAAAACCCAUGAAUAAUAAAAAUCAACGAAUAUUUUCUGGCUCAGAGAUAGUUGGGAAUAUGUUUUUUUACCGAAUGUGCGUCAUGAAAGUACUUGUAAUUGUUGUCCACGCUUAUUGACCCGAUGUGUGUGUGUGUGUGUUCUUUUGUU